AUGUCCAGAACGACAAGAGCGGACUCACCUAUGGACGAGAGUCCAUCGAUGCUCUCGCAGUGUCGCGGCAAGGUCGGCUCCACUAUCACCUCUAGACUUGAGAAGCUGGCUAUUGAGCUGCCGGAUGCACAUCUACGCCAAAGAGCAAGCCUGACAUUACAUGCGGCGCAGCGACUAGAAGACUAUCCAGUUGCGCUCAACCACGGAGAUCUUAUUCCAUCCAACAUCCUAGUCGACCAGAACACCUGGGAAAUUACAGGCUUGGUAGAUUGGGCGGAGGCAGAGUACUUACCUUUUGGAACUUGUCUAUACGCACUCGAAUAUCUCCUUGGAUACCUCACACCGGCUAUUCCCGACCUUCCGCCUGUGUGGACCUACUUUGAUGGCGCGACGCAGCUUCGUGAGUUGUUUUGGACGCACUUGAUCGAGGCUGUACCGGAGGUAGGAGCUCGAGCAGAAGACGUUAAGGUGAUAAGAGAUGUAGGUGUGCUGCUUUGGCAUGGUAUCGCUUGGGAUGAUGGCGCUAUCAAUCGUGUCGUCAACGAAGUGGAUGAUAUGGAAGAGAUGACUAAACUUCGUGCAUUUCUAACUGUAGGUUGA
Alternaria atra is the source of this 600-nucleotide messenger RNA. RefSeq lists its product as uncharacterized. NCBI's taxonomy places the organism in Eukaryota, Fungi, Ascomycota, Dothideomycetes, Pleosporales, Pleosporaceae. The record is from RefSeq and is a predicted model, not a curated record. The coding region runs from base 1 to 600 and encodes 199 amino acids. The transcript has a single exon.